UGAAAGAGGAAUAAAGGAUUUAGGCAUUUAGCCGAGAAUUGAGUGGGUCUGCGUGAGACUGAGGCUGAAUGUUGAGGAAGUUGAUGGCCAUGAAGAUUCUGAAUUUUUUUCAUCGCCCCACAUAGGGAGCAGUGUUAAUUUCGUAAAUAUAUAGCAAUUGCUGUGGCAUAAACCCUAAAACCCCAACUACUCCUAAAACCCUUUUGAUUUCUAACGCAUUACUCUCGUUUUCUCUACCUGGAAGUGCAAGGAAAUGGGAGAAGAGAAGCCCAAAUCAAAAGGAGUAUGGCCAUCUGUGAAACCCUUUGUGAAUGGAGGAGCCUCAGGCAUGUUGGCCACCUGUGUCAUCCAACCCAUCGAUAUGAUCAAGGUGAGAAUACAGUUGGGUCAGGGAUCGGCUGUGCAGGUUACUAAGACAAUGCUUCAAAAUGAGGGCAUUAAAGCCUUCUACAAGGGACUGUCUGCUGGGUUGCUUAGGCAAGCAACAUAUACAACUACAAGACUUGGAUCAUUCAAGGUCCUGACAAAUAAAGCUGUUGCUGCUAAUGAUGGAAAACCAUUACCUCUGUAUCAGAAAGCCCUUUGUGGCCUAACUGCUGGAGCUGUUGGAGCGACUGUUGGUAGUCCUGCAGAUUUAUCACUCAUUCGUAUGCAAGCUGAUGCCACUCUACCUGCUGCUCAACGCAGGAAUUACAAAAAUGCUUUCGAUGCACUAUAUCGUAUUGUUGCAGAUGAAGGGGUUCUAGCACUUUGGAAAGGUGCAGGUCCUACUGUAGUGCGAGCAAUGGCAUUGAACAUGGGAAUGCUCGCAUCUUAUGAUCAAAGUGUUGAGUUUUUCAAGGAUUCCCUUGGUUUGGGUGAAGCUAGCAUUCUAGUGGGAGCCAGUGCUGUUUCAGGGUUCUUUGCUUCGGCAUUCAGUUUACCAUUUGAUUAUGUUAAAACUCAAAUACAGAAGAUGCAACCCGAUGCCAGUGGGAAGUAUCCGUACACCAGUUCUUGGGACUGUGCCAUGAAAACAUUGAAAUCUGGAGGACCCUUAAAAUUCUACACUGGAUUCCCUGUCUAUUGUGUUAGGAUUGCUCCACAUGUCAUGUUGACUUGGAUCUUCUUGAACCAAGUCCAGAAGUUGGAGGAAUCCGUGGGGUUGUAAGCAGUGGAAAUCUUCAUAAAAAACUUAGCUUGAACAACGGCGAAUAAGAAAGUAGAUUCAUGACUUUGUGAAAGGCCAGUUUUGCAGAACUUGAUGGCUUCAGAGGUUUCUAUUAGGAUUUUUGCAGUGCUUUCUUUAAUAAUUGAUCAAACUUGUGAUGGAAAUCAUACAAAGUGAUUUUUCCUUUU
Molecule: messenger RNA, 1338 nt
Organism: Vitis riparia (riverbank grape)
Lineage: Eukaryota; Viridiplantae; Streptophyta; Magnoliopsida; Vitales; Vitaceae
Product: mitochondrial dicarboxylate/tricarboxylate transporter DTC-like
Exons: 6
Coding region: 254-1150 (298 amino acids)
Molecular function (GO): oxoglutarate:malate antiporter activity
Source: RefSeq, a predicted model, not a curated record